AUGGUAGACGCGGUUGAGCCUGUCGAGGUCACUGGUGACUCUGGUGCUGCUGCGGGAGCUGAGCCUGGGGGUGCGGAGUCUGGGGGUGCUGAGCCUGGGGGUGCUGUGCCUGGGGGUGCUGAGCCUGGAGGUGUCGAGCCUGGGGGUGCUGUGCCUGGGGGUGCUGAGCCUGGGGGUGCUGUUCCUGGGGGUGCUGCGCCUGGGGGUGCUGUGCCUGGGGGUGCUGAGCCUGGGGGUGCUGAGCCUGGGGGUGCUGUUCCUGGGGGUGCUGAGCCUGGGGGUGCUGUGCCUGGGGGUGCUUCGUCUCGCCGGGAGCCACUCUCCUCACAGGAGCUGCGUGAGUGGUUUGCCCGGCGCUGGAGGCGUGCUGCUGGUGCUGGUGGUUCUUCGGCUGCAGAGGGUACUGCUGCCACGCGUCCUGGCGGUGCUCGUACUGUGGGUGCUGGAGCUGCUGGGUCUGAGAGCUCUCCUGGAGCUGGUACUGCUGAGGGUGUUGGCGCUGAGCCUGCGGUUGGAGGUCCGACUGACAGUACUCCUGGUGCUGCUGCUGGAGGUUCUGGAGCUUCUGGUGGUUCUGCUGGAGGUGCUGCUGGAGUGGGUGCUCCUGACGGGCCUGCUGGUGCUGUUCCUGCUGUUUCUGGCGUCGCCGCGCGGCCCCGACCGUACUUCGUUCCGCUCCUGCAGCAGGUUCUUGGUCUUGCACCUCCUCCUCCUCCUCCCUUAGAGGGUCCGCAGCCUGUCCGGUCACAGCCACAGCUACAGCAUGCCUCCCCUUUGCCUGCUCCUUCUCCCUACGCUGGUCCGACUGGAGGUCUUACUGAGCGUCGUGAGCCUGCGUCUCGUCCUGCGUCGCCUGUUCGUACUGAGCGCGCUAGUGGUCGCGGGUCGCGUCAGCGUCCUCCUCCUGUCCCUGGCACGCACCGGAUGUCACUGCGUCCGUCCACUGCUCCUCUGCGUGCCCCUUUGCCUUCUCCUCCUGCUUCCUCUCUUCCUGCUCUUGCCGACCCGGAGUCGGACUCUCUUCGUGCUGCCAGUCCUACUGUCACGCGUCUCCUUGCUACUGCUGUCACUGACCCUUCCUUCGAGUCGUCUGCUGCGUCUGCCCUUGUCACUGAGCUUGUCGACUUUGCUGCGCGCUGUCGUCUAGACUACGCUGCUCGUCUUCUCACUGAGUCUGAGUCCGCCUGUCCUCCGUCCGUCGGGGGUGAGUGUGCCCUUGGCACGGACGUCCUUGAGGACAGGCAGGAGGAGUUCCAGUGUCUAGCCGCUGCUUCACCUCAUCUCGCGUCUGUACUGCUAGCCCCUGAGGGAGACCCGGAUGCACCAGACAUCCCGACUCCGCGCUCUUACGCGGAGGCGAUAGAGGGUCCCUACUCCUCUCAGUGGCAGGCAGCUAUGGAUGCAGAGAUGGCUUCCUGGAAGUCCACAGGCACCUACGUUGACGCUGUUCCCCCUCCUGGGGCGAACAUCGUCAGUGGCAUGUGGAUUUUCAGGGUGAAGCGGCCGCCGGGUUCUCCGCCUGUCUUCAAGGCGCGUUACGUGGCUCGUGGCUUCAGUCAGCGGCAGGGGGUUGACUACUUUCAGACCUUCUCCCCCACCCCGAAGAUGACCACUCUUCGGGUUCUGCUGCACGUUGCUGCUCACCGCGACUACGAGCUGCACUCUCUCGACUUCAGCACAGCUUUCUUGCAGGGCAGCCUGCACGAGGAGAUCUGGCUGCGCCGCCCACCUGGCUUCACUGGGUCUUUCCCUUCUGGUACCCAGUGGAGUCUCCGGCGUCCAGUCUACGGUCUCCGCCAGGCGCCACGUGAGUGGCACGACACACUGAGGACUACGCUCGCGGCACUUGGGUUUGCUCCUUCUACUGCCGACCCGUCGCUGUUUCUGCGCACCGACACCUCUCUGCCGCCGUUCUACAUCCUCGUGUACGUCGACGACUUGGUCUUUGCCACAGCUGACACUGCUGGACUCGCCUAUGUGAAGUCCGAGCUGCAGAAGAGACACACGUGCACUGACCUGGGUGAACUGCGUAGCUACCUUGGCUUGCAGAUCACCCGGGACAGAGCACGCCGCACCAUUACCCUGACUCAGUCACACAUGGUGCAGCAGGUCCUUCAGCGCUUCGGCUUCACGUACUCCUCGCCUCAGGCCACUCCUCUGCCUACUCGCCACUCGCUCUCAGCUCUGCCUUCGGAUGAGUCCGUAGAGUCGAGUGGUCCGUUUGCAGAGCUUGUUGGCUGCCUCAUGUACCUGAUGACCUGCACACGACCUGACCUCGCAUACCCUCUUAGCAUUCUCGCACGCUUUGUUGCUCCUGGGAGACACCGACCAGAGCACAUGGCUGCAGCGAAGAGGGUGUUGCGUUACUUGUGCAGUACGUCGGGCAUGGGGCUAGUGCUUGGAGGGCGCAGUCCAGUGGUCCUCACUGGGCACGCAGACGCUUCUUGGGCUGACGACCAGGCUACGCAGCGGUCGUCACAGGGUUACACCUUCAGCCUUGGUUCCGGCUCUGUCUCGUGGCGGGCUACCCGCUCGUCUUCUGUUCUCGGCUCCAGUUGUGAGGCUGAGAUCUACGCUGGGGCUAUGGCUGCGCAGGAGUUACGCUGGCUCACCUACCUGCUGACCGACCUUGGAGAGCAGCCUCGUUCUCCUCCAGUCCUGUACGUAGACAACAAGGCCAUGCUGGCCUUGUGUCGAGAGCAGCGACUGGAGCACAGAACGAAGCACAUUGCUCUCCGCUACUUUCUUGCUCGUGAGCUACAGCAGCGUGGACAGUUGCGACUUGCGUACGUGGCCUCUGAGGCCAACACUGCUGAUGUCUUCACCAAGGCACUUGCGCCUUGUGAUCAUCAGCGUUGUUGCACGCAGUUGGGUCUUGUGCCUGUCUUGCCUCACUUGCUCUCCUCUUGA
Closterium sp. NIES-65 is the source of this 2910-nucleotide messenger RNA. The record is from the annotation of a GenBank genome assembly. Lineage: Eukaryota; Viridiplantae; Streptophyta; Zygnematophyceae; Desmidiales; Closteriaceae.